Molecule: messenger RNA, 1371 nt
Organism: Cygnus atratus (black swan)
Lineage: Eukaryota; Metazoa; Chordata; Aves; Anseriformes; Anatidae
Product: keratin, type I cytoskeletal 16-like
Exons: 8
Coding region: 1-1371 (456 amino acids)
Cellular component (GO): keratin filament
Molecular function (GO): structural molecule activity
Source: RefSeq, a predicted model, not a curated record
AUGAGCUGCAGCAUCAAGAGAACAUCGAGUACCUCCUACAGGAGCGGAGGAGCGGGAGGCAUCUGCGGUGGCGGCGCUGGCCGGAGCUCCUCCGUCUCCUGCAGGCGAUAUGCCUCCUCCGUGAUAGGCGGGGGGAGCUCUGCGGGGGGAGCGUGCAGCAUCGGCUACGGGGGGGGCAUGAGCGCUGGCAGCCUCGCUGGGGGCUUCGCUGGGGGCCUGGGAGGAGGCUUCGGUGCCGGGAUGGGAGGAGGCUUCGGUGGCGGGUUUGCAGGAAGCUUUGGGAUGGGGGGAGACGCCCUGCUGAGCGGCAACGAGAAGGUCACCAUGCAGAACCUCAACGACCGCCUGGCUUCCUACCUGGACAAGGUGCGGAGGCUGGAGGAAGAAAAUGCUCAGCUCGAGCACCACAUCCGCGAGUGGUACAGGAAGCAAGCUCCCACCGCCUCAAAGGACUACAGCUCCUACUACCAGACCAUCGAGCAGCUCCAGAACCAGAUCAUUUCUGCCACUGUGGACAACAACAAGAUGCUCCUGGACAUUGAUAACAGCAAGAUGACUGCUGAUGACUUCCGAAUGAAGUAUGAGAAUGAGCUGGUCAUCCGUCAAACUGUGGAGGCUGAUGUUAACGGCUUGAGAAAUCUUCUGGAUGAACUGACCCACACUCGGUCUUCACUGGAAUCCGAGCUUGAGUCCCUGAAGGAGGAGCUGAUUGCUAUUAAGAGGAACCACGAAGAGGAACUGAGACAGCUGCAGUCUCAGACUGGUGGCGACGUGAGCGUGGAGGUCAAUGCUGCUCCUGGUGAAGACUUGACAAAGAUACUAAACGACCUGAGAUGCGAGUACGAGCAGAUCAUUGAGAAGAACCGCAGAGAGGUUGAGCAGUGGUAUGAAGUCAAGAUCGAAGAAGUCAACCGGCAGGUCACUUCUAGCAGCCAGGACAUCCAGACAAGCAGCCACCAGCUCACGGAACUGAGACGCGAAAUGCAGAACCUGGAGAUCGAACUGCAGGCGCAGCUCAGCACGAAAAACUCGCUGGAGAACUCCUUGGCAGAAACCGAAUCUCGCUACGGCUGCCUGCUGCAACAAAUCCAAGGGCAGAUUAACUCCGUAGAGGAGGAGCUGGCCAGCAUCCGCUGCGAGAUGGAGAGUCAGAACCAGGAGUACAAGAUGCUGCUGGGCAUCAAGACCCGCCUGGAACAGGAGAUCGCUCAGUACCGCGCACUGCUGCAGGAGGGACAGCAAGACCUUGUAAUGCCUCAAGGAGCUCCCCAAGGCGCUCUCCAAGGAGGAAGAACCUCCCACUCCUAUUCUUCCACUUCCUACUCUCACGGACAAUCUGUUGAGAAGUCAGGACAAUCAAGAGUGUGUUAA